Molecule: messenger RNA, 225 nt
Organism: Trichomonas vaginalis G3
Lineage: Eukaryota; Parabasalia; Trichomonadida; Trichomonadidae
Product: phage tail repeat-like family
Exons: 1
Coding region: 1-225 (74 amino acids)
Source: RefSeq, a predicted model, not a curated record
AUGGCAUAUGAUAUUUAUGAAGAUGUUGACGACACAACUGUUCCUGCAAGUGAAGUAAAGUCAGAGAAACCGAAAAGUGACGAAAAACCGAUAGAAGAAGAAAAACCAAAAACUGAAGAUAAACCAAAACCAAAGUUUAGUUUGGAAACUAAACCAAGUCAACCUUCAUUAGCUGGUAUGGGUUGGCGUCAAAGACUUAUGGCAGCAGGCGGUUAUGUAAAGUAA